Molecule: messenger RNA, 2649 nt
Organism: Cyprinodon variegatus (sheepshead minnow)
Lineage: Eukaryota; Metazoa; Chordata; Actinopteri; Cyprinodontiformes; Cyprinodontidae
Gene: ccdc6
Product: coiled-coil domain containing 6
Exons: 8
Coding region: 73-1422 (449 amino acids)
Source: RefSeq, a predicted model, not a curated record
CGCCCCUCGCGCACACCGCUCAAGCUCCAGUGCUCUUCCCCUCCUUCCCUCUCCAGUUACUGCCGCACAGCCAUGGCGGACAGCGCGAGCGAGAGCGACACUGACGGAGCGGGGAGCAGCUCGGCCACCCCGAUGUCCUCCUCCGCUUCAAAUUCUGGGAAACCAAGUAUAGUCAUUUCACAGUUUCGCUUGGAGGAGCUAACGAACCGUCUUGCAUCGUUACAACAAGAGAACAAAGUUCUGAAAAUCGAGCUUGAGACGUUUAAACUAAAGUGUAAAGCCCUGCAGGAGGAGAAUCGGGACCUCCGCAAAGCUAGCGUCACCAUUCAAGCAAGAGCAGAGCAGGAGGAAGAAUUCAUCAGCAACACCUUGUUCAAGAAGAUCCAAGCUCUCCAGAAGGAGAAAGAGACCUUGGCAGUCAACUAUGAAAAGGAGGAAGAAUUUCUCACAAAUGAACUGUCAAGGAAACUUAUGCAAGUGAGUGAUCUGAAGAAUGGUCAGAGAUUAAUACUAAAAAGUUUGCCCUUUGGCACCAUCUUGUUUUUUUCUGAAAUGUAUUUCUUUGUUUUCCGUUUCCAGUUGAGGAGGGAGAAGAUUGACCUUGAGAACACGUUAGAGCAAGAACAAGAAGCACUUGUCAACAGGCUGUGGAAGCGGAUGGACAAACUGGAGGCGGAGAAAAGAAUCCUUCAAGAGAAGUUGGACCAGCCUGUAUCAGCUCCUCCUUCUCCUCGAGAUGUUUCCAUGGAAAUAGACUCACCAGAGAACAUGAUGCGGCAUAUCCGCUUCCUGAAGAAUGAGGUGGAAAGACUCAAGAAAAGUCUGCGUACCACUGAGUUGCAGCACACUGAGAAGCGGGCCCAGUACAUAGAAGAGGAGCGGCAGAUGCGGGAGGAGAACAUUCGGUUGCAAAGAAAGCUUCAGAGAGAGAUGGAGCGCAGGGAGGCUCUAUGCAGGCAACUGUCUGAGAGUGAAUCCAGUCUGGAGAUGGAUGAUGAGAGAUACUUCAAUGAGAUGUCACAAGGUCUACGAGCGAGGACGGUGUCCAGCCCCAUCCCCUACACCCCCUCCCCCAGCUCGAGUCGACCCAUAUCACCCGGGCUCUCAUAUGGAACACACACAGUAGGCUUCACGCCUCCAGCAACGCUGUCCAGAGCUUCCAUUUCCCACUACAACACCCCCGCCCUGCACAUUCACGGAAGCUCUUCUCAUGCCGUAGCGAGGCCCUCCCCAAGAAGGAGCACCAGUCCUGACAAAUUCAAACGUCCAACACCACCGCCCUCUCCUAACACGCACUCAGGGGCCCAGCAGGUCCAACCUCCACUUCCCCCACCGGCCCAGCCCAUGGUCCAGUCCAUGUCCUCGCCGGCGGCCAUGUCACAUCACGCAGCACCGCAGCAGCAGCCUCCCUCCCAGCCUUAACGCCUCACACGUGCACACCCACACAGUCUCUGUCUCUGCGCAUGACUGCGCAUUGAUUGCCACGAUGCUACCGCUGUAACUUCCAUCUUUUCCAGCUCUGGAAGUGAAGUUCCUUACUCUUAAAGUCCACAAGACGCAGCUUCAGAUGUUUUGGAGGGAAAAGGAAACAAGAAGGCGACUCGGCCUCAGUCACGGUAGCGGCCUGCCAAAUCCACAUGUGGCGUUACUCAUCUACUCUUAAAAGGAAAGGAUGGACUUCAGAAUAAAUGCUUCUGGGAUUUGUAGGAUAAAUACUUGUUCCACCUUCUGUCUUGUACCUGUUCUGUUCUCUGCUUGGGACUCUAGACGGUUGGAGUUGUUGUUGUGGCGCUUCAAAGAUAGCACAAACAGCACAGUUAGUGUGUUCCAUGGUGGUGUUUUAUUAUAGGUUGGAUGUUCGGAUUGAUGGAUGUACAGCUAGAGAAGUGGAUGGAUGGAUUGAUUUUUCUUUUUUUUUAUGCCUAUAAUAUGACACAUAGCAGUAAAGUCCUCCACUCCAGCUCACCCUUUGUUUUCUAAGCCGUGUCAUUAUGACCAAGUUAAUCGUGGCUUCGACUAGGUCUUUAAAAAAAAGAGUUGUAGAAGGCUGUCGGGAUGUUCUCCAUCGUAGGACACAGUGCAGUUAUUUUAGUUCCUGAAAGCCUUCAAAUAAAGUUAAAGUUAAAAAAAAAUAUCCAUGAAGAUUGACACUGGUUCAGAAACCAGAGAUUAAUGUCAACAACUAUAAUCCAAGGUGUUACAGCUUAGUCAUGUACUCAGUCUUCUCUCUGAUCUAUCUCCAGUGUAUUUCUGAAAGCUUCUAUCAUCCUAAUGGAUAUUUCUCAUCAGAAAAAAAAGAAAAUCAUAAAUCUACACUAAAUAUACAUACAGAUAGAGCAUUCUGAUUGAAUGGUACUGUUGGCUAAAUUUCUAUGUAUGAUUAAAGCUCUUGACAUGACAAGACUGGCUUUGUUCGUUUUAUGAGGAAUUGCUACUCAUUUGUAAUCCUGUGAGGAUUUAAAAAUGCACCUCCACAAACAUCUGUUAUAGUUUCCCUAAUCGAAAAUCCAUUGAUUUUUAUGCACAUAUUUAUCGGAUUACUGUAUAUUUAGCCUGCUUGUAAUGUCUCAUUGUGGAACUUAUCAUAUCCUUCAUUCUAAUGGUAAUUGAUGGAAAAUGUUUGUGCCUUAAAUAAAUCUGCACCAUCAA